This is a messenger RNA of Microbotryum saponariae, 662 nucleotides long. The record is from the annotation of a GenBank genome assembly. Lineage: Eukaryota; Fungi; Basidiomycota; Microbotryomycetes; Microbotryales; Microbotryaceae.
AUGGCUCGAAGGUCAAUAGCAGUAUCCACACCCAGAAUCUCAAAUAGGUUGGUUGCCCCCCGUCGCCAGACUCGCUCUCUGACUGCGCUCUGAUGUCUAGGAUCUCCAUGCUACCCUGAAUCCGCAGGCCGCGGCAAUCGCUGUCCCCUCCGACAUCAGGCUCCGAUCUGGAGGAUGAGGAGAGCCAACAAUGUGAAGAGGAAUUGCGAUCGCGGAUGCUGGGAGCUCUGCUGCGCCAUCAGCAGCACUUCCUUGAAGCAGCUGUGCCAUCCUCUGCGGUAGAGGUGUCCCACUUGGCUGGACGGCCGUCUCACGCGCACAAGAAAGUGAAGAGUGCGGUAACGGAGCAUGCUGAAAAUAGGGGAGGAGACACUAUGCGUUCUGAAUGCGUGGGACAGCUGGAGCAUUCCCGCGAUCUGCAGAGCAGCUUGCUGUUGAGGGAGCCGGCAGAGGCGACAGCUGCGAAAGGUGUCUUGCUUCGCGUGCUUCUCGCCAUCAGCAGAAAGCGCUUGCUGACAUGAGCUUUUUUUCUUUCUCUCGUUAUCCGGUUCUGUCUGCUCAACUCGUUCAUCUAGUCCAUGUAUCAUCGACUAGCGCAACCCUGCAUCGUUCCGAAGUGGCAGUACUUAGCGGGCAACCGAUGGCAGGAACCUCAGUCUUAG